Messenger RNA from Anopheles cruzii, 564 nucleotides. RefSeq lists its product as uncharacterized. Bases 106 to 420 code for a protein of 104 amino acids. The transcript has a single exon. Lineage: Eukaryota; Metazoa; Arthropoda; Insecta; Diptera; Culicidae. The record is from RefSeq and is a predicted model, not a curated record.
AAGGCGAUAAAAACAUUCCUUCCUGUGUGACUAACUGCGGUGCGAUACGACCUUUCCCGUCAAAGAAGUUUUCCUUGCUAAUCACGGCCACCCCAACCCGCCAGCAUGCCAUCCGUGGAGCCGGUUGACGAGGCCAAAACCGAGGCUCCAGGCGGCCCGGUAGAAAAUGGUGCUCCGAACGGUGACCAAGACACGCCGGACCAGGAUCGCCAUCUCGUCCCUGCCGAUCGCAUCGAACACAAUGAUGACGCAUCACCGAUCGAGUUGCCGACGGUGCGAGAAUUCACCCAGAACGACAAGAUCAACAAGUUUUUGCUGAACUCGUUUCUGCAGCGUAUGAAUGAAACCAUCGGCGAGGAUCAACAGCGAGCAGCGAACGGCGAGAGCAGUGAGGAACAGGAGCAAGAUUUCGAUUCCUAGAAUCUCGAUGAACCUGUUCAGACACCGUUUUGGAUGGCUUUUUUGUAUUACCCGUAUCUUCGUAUCAAUAGAGUAGAAGUGGAAGUGUUUGUACAAAAAUAAACUUUGCCUUUAAACAAUGCAUAUGAAGUGUUUUGCAUAAGA